Molecule: messenger RNA, 1812 nt
Organism: Clarias gariepinus (North African catfish)
Lineage: Eukaryota; Metazoa; Chordata; Actinopteri; Siluriformes; Clariidae
Gene: ppm1f
Product: protein phosphatase, Mg2+/Mn2+ dependent, 1F
Exons: 8
Coding region: 188-1429 (413 amino acids)
Biological process (GO): protein dephosphorylation; negative regulation of protein kinase activity
Cellular component (GO): cytosol
Molecular function (GO): protein serine/threonine phosphatase activity; cation binding
Source: RefSeq, a predicted model, not a curated record
CAGACUUCCGGCAGAGACGCGCUGAGUUGGGCUGAAAUCUUUUAUAUCUGAGAGAAGGGAGUGUCGGAGCGGGACUAAAGGGUUUUCUGAGGUGUAAACUGGAACAGGAACAAGGCAGAUUGCAGAAGUGACGGCGGUGACACAGACGAAUAGAACCUGCGCAGUUUGGUCACAUCAGGACACCAGGAUGGGGACGAACGAGCGGGACGGCGCGCUGAGUUUCUUGAAGAGUUUUGUGGAGGAGUUUGCGAACCCGCUGGGUCAAGACGAGCCGCUUCCUCUCGCUCCGCUCAGCCGCACUGUGACCCUGGACGAGGUGAAAGGUGAAAGCCUGGAUCUGGGGCUUCGGCUGCUGUCUGCCAGGAACGCACCUGGCUGGUUAAGUGCGUCAAUGUGCCAUGCUGCGGUUACCGAGCUUUUGAAAGAUGACCUUUCACCUUUCCACUGUCCUAAAGACCCUGAUCAGACGCAGGAGGGUGAAGAAGAAGUAGUUUUGCUCCAGUCUGAGCCUGUUCAGCAUCUGUUUAUCAACAAACUGAGAGAAGUAGGUGUGGCCUGGGAGAAAGAGAUGCCCAAUCUGACGCCUCGGUCCUCGCGGUCCCGCCUCUGCUCUGUCCACGCCAUUCGGAACACGCGCAGGAAGAUGGAGGAUCGUCACGUGUUACUGCCUGAGUUUAACCAGCUUUUUGGGUUACAGGACGGCGUGGAGCGCGAGUACUAUGCUGUGUUUGAUGGUCACGGAGGAGUUGACGCUGCCACCUACGCUUCAGCUCACCUGCACGUCGUCCUCAGCCAACAAGAGGCGCUGAAAAGUGACACCGGCACGGCCUUCAAAAACUCCUUCAUACAGACGGACGACAUGUUCAGGAUCAAGGCCAGGAGAGAGCGCAUGCGCAGUGGCAGUACGGGCGUGGCCGUGUUCCUGGCCGCUGACUGGCUGACGGUAUCCUGGCUGGGCGACUCGCAGGCCAUGCUGGUGAAGAAGGGCGAGCCCGUUGUCCUCAUGGACCCUCAUAAACCCGAAAGAGAGGAUGAGAAGAAGAGAAUAGAGGAUCUGGGUGGCUGCAUUGCAUUCAUGGGCUGCUGGCGUGUUAACGGGACAUAUGCAGUUUCCCGGGCGAUAGGUGAUUUCGAUCAGAAGCCGUACGUGUCCAAUGCUGCAGACUGUUCCUCGGUUCAGCUGAGUGGAGACGAGGACUACGUCCUGCUGGCCUGCGAUGGCUUCUUCGACGUUUUGCGGCCAGUCGACGUCCCCGGUCUGGUCCUGGAGGCCCUGCGUGAGUCUGGUGGCUCGGGGAAGGAUGUCGCCCAUAGCUUGGUGGCUCAGGCCAAAGCCGCGGGCUCCAGCGAUAACAUCACAGUUCUGCUAGUGUUCCUGCGCGAGCCGCGGGACAUUCUACUCUCAGAAACAGUGUCAAGCCAAGUGUGAGAGAGCACACACACACAAACACACACGGAGGAAGGAGCGACAGAGCAGACCACUAGAGGGCUGAUGAUCUCUAUGCCAUCUCACUGUAUCUGAUGUGGAAGAAUUACCUUUGUCAUACUUUUAUGAGUGAAGUGAUACCAGUGUGGUUCCUAAUAGCAGAGAAACAGUGUUUUGUAAUGUUAAAGAGUGAUGCCUUUUAUUUUUACAUCGUUACCAGCCGCCUUUUCUAUUAUUUUACACGCAUAAACCUGUCAGAUUAUCACUAUUUUUGAAUCUCGGGCAAGACCGAAUGCAGUCUUAUUUCCUGGUAAAGUUAUCUUUGCCUUGACGAUUUUCCAGGUGCUUCUUUUUCACAAAAGGCUAUUAAAGUGUUUUUUUAUUUU